UUACCAGUGACUCCAAACGAGCCGUGCUAGGCGGCCGGGAAUUCGAGCGUUCUGCAGUCCAUCCGUGACAUUGCCUCCAUGGGCGCGCCAGCGUCUGGAAAGCGGAUCUAUUUCUAAGACCGGAUCCGGCGACGCCACGGACUACCCUCACUUCCAGGGUCUUCAGCAGCGUGUCCAUCAAGUUGUUAGAGAGGAAGAGGCAGCGAGCAGACCGGAGAUAUAAUGCCGAAAGGAGGUAGAAAAGGAGGUCACAAAGGUCGGGUGAGGCAGUACACAAGUCCAGAGGAAAUUGAUGCUCAGAUUAAAGCUGAACAUGAAAAGGCUCAGGAGGCAGAGCUCGAGGAAGGUGGAGUUGGAGCUGCUGGAGACCCUACCAAGGAAAAGAAAGAUCAGAGCUCAGAUGAGAGCGAUGAGGACGAUGACUAUCAGGCAAAGCGCAAAGGAGUGGAAGGGCUGAUUGACAUAGAGAAUCCUAAUCGGGCAGCACAAGCGUCUAAAAAGGUUGCUCAGAUUGAUCUGGAAGGUCCUAAGGAACUGUCGCGAAGAGAGAGGGAAGAAAUAGAAAAGCAGAAGGCAAAGGAGCGUUACAUGAAGAUGCAUUUAGCAGGAAAAACAGACCAAGCAAAGGCUGACUUGGCCCGUCUAGCAAUUAUACGAAAACAGAGAGAAGAAGCAGCAAAGAAAAAAGUGGAAGAGAAAAAAACAAAAGAGCCAACGGGAGGGACAGUUAAAUCAAUGCAGUCUAUGUCUCUUAAUAAAUAACUGCUGCUACACAGACCACAUCCAGAGGAUCCUUGGAGCAGUGCAGCUAUAUGGUCUGUAGACUACUUGUCUAGCCAUUUCUCUGGUCUCUUGUGUCCACAACAUACUAUCCCUGAUAAAGGCAGCACAGCGUCUGCAGACUGAGGAUACUGCUACUAAAGACUGGACAUGCACUCAGCACAUAUUUAUUUAAUGCUGUGUGUCUGUGGAGCUUGGAUCCAGAAGGAGGGGAAUAAAGUUUGGAAUUAAAACUAUAAA
Pseudophryne corroboree (corroboree frog) is the source of this 1020-nucleotide messenger RNA. RefSeq names its product PDGFA associated protein 1 (gene PDAP1). The record is from RefSeq and is a predicted model, not a curated record. Lineage: Eukaryota; Metazoa; Chordata; Amphibia; Anura; Myobatrachidae. Gene Ontology annotation, cellular component: cytosol. Gene Ontology annotation, molecular function: RNA binding. The transcript has 7 exons. Bases 223 to 762 code for a protein of 179 amino acids.